GGAUAUGGAUGGCUACAGUAUUACUAAGGCAGUGCGGGGUAGUAUUAUCAGUGCGUCAUCAGCCAUGCAACAGNUUCAUUCUCUUUUCAGAAAAGUCAUGUUCAAACCAAUUGUCCAACCAUUUCUCACAAGACGCUCCUUUGCAACCUUCCGUACACUCGCCGCCGCCAUGUCAGACACUUCGACUUAUAAGUUUAACCACACCAUGCUCCGGGUCAAGGACCGAUCCGUCAAGUUCUACGAGCACCUCGGCAUGAAGAUGGUCAACAAGAUGGAGAACCCCGAUGCCAAGUUCGAUCUCUACUUCAUGGCCUACGACGACCCCAAGUCUGUUUCCCACGGCAAGCACUGGUCAGACCGCGAGGGCCUUAUUGAAUUGACCCACAACUAUGGUACCGAAAAGGACGACAACUACACAGUCAACAACGGCAAUGGCAAGGNNGAGAACCGCGGUUUCGGUCACGUCUGCAUCAGCGUCGACAACAUCCAGGAUGCCUGCAAGCGUAUCUCUGAUGCCGGCUACUCGUUCCAGAAGCGCCUCGAGGACGGCCGCAUGCGUUCCAUCGCUUUUGCUCUUGACCCCGACAACUACUGGGUCGAGAUCAUCUCCCAGAACCCCGUCAGUGAGACUGAGGGCAAGAAGUCAGACGUUUCCACAUACCGCAUGAACCACACCAUGAUCAGAGUCAAGGACGCUGAAAAGUCACUCAAGUUCUACCAAGAAGUCAUGGGCAUGACCCUGCAGCGUACCUCGGAGCAAAAGGAGGCUGGCUUCACUCUCUACUUCCUCAGCUACGGUCCCAAAGCCCCUGAGCAGUCUGCAAAUGGCGUCAACCCUAUUGCUGACCGUGAGGGUAUUCUUGAGCUCACAUGGAACCAUGGCUCCGAGAGCGACGACAGCGUCAAGUACCACAACGGCAACGAUGAGCCACAAGGANUGUAUGUCACAGGCUUUUGUCCUUGUCUUCCAACUCGAAUAUAUGCUGACCUAUCUCAAGUCGGCCACACCUGCGUCUCUGUCGACGACUUGGACGCUGCCUGCAAGCGCUUCGAAGACAUGAACGUUUCAUGGAAGAAGCGUCUGACAGACGGCAGAAUGAAGAAUGUUGCCUUUAUCCUCGGUAAGCACUUUGCCAAUUUUCAAUACAGA
Molecule: messenger RNA, 1150 nt
Organism: Aureobasidium musti
Lineage: Eukaryota; Fungi; Ascomycota; Dothideomycetes; Dothideales; Saccotheciaceae
Source: the annotation of a GenBank genome assembly